UAAAAUAAAGAUACGGAAUUGUUGAUUACUUAACUAUACUAUAUACUACUAGUAGUAUUUGUAUUGUGUGAGAACUUUAUCUUUUUCUUCAAGAGUAGUGGCUAUCUCUAGCAACAAGAAGAAGAAGAAGUUCCAAUCCAAAAGUGAGUUUUAGCAUCAUCACGGUGAUGGAAGAAAUGUACGGAGUACCAACAACGGUGGAAUACGGCGACAAAUCCCUGAUGACACCGGAGAAUCUAAUCUUCCCGGCAGACUACAACAGUUUCCUCAUGUCCACCACUUCAUCAACCAACCGAAUUCCUAUGUUCGGAUCCGACGAUAUCUUCACGGCGGCGGAACCUUCUUCCGCCGGAAUUCAAGAUGACGUGGCAUCUAAUAUCAUGAAAGCUAAAAUUGCUUCUCAUCCUUAUUACCCUCGCCUUCUUCAAGCCUAUAUCGAUUGUCAAAAGGUUGGUGCUCCUCCUGAAAUUGCAAGUUUAUUGGAGGAGAUUCGAAGAGAAAACGAUAUGUGUAAAAGAGACGUUGUUGUUUCCACGUGUUUUGGAGCCGAUCCCGAGCUUGAUGAAUUUAUGGAAAGUUAUUGUGACAUGCUUGUGAAGUAUAAAUCAGACCUUACUCGACCUUUUGACGAAGCUACAACGUUUCUGAACAAGAUCGAAACUCAACUCAGUCAUCUCUGCACUGGUGGUGCUGCUGCUGCUUCACUUCCAACUGCUUCUGAUGAUGGUGGUGCAUCUUCGGACGAAGAUCUUAGUACAGGAGAUGGUGAUGUUCAAGAUGGACAAUCAAGGGGAGAAGAUCGUGAGCUCAAAGAUAGGCUUUUACGCAAAUUUGGAAGUCACAUUGGUACUUUGAAAUUGGAGUUUUCAAAGAAGAAAAAGAAGGGUAAGCUUCCAAAAGAAGCAAGACAAACCCUACUUCAAUGGUGGAAUGUUCACUACAAAUGGCCUUACCCAACGGAAGCUGAUAAGAUUGAACUGGCUAAGUCAACAGGGUUAGACCAGAAGCAAAUUAACAAUUGGUUUAUUAAUCAAAGAAAACGUCAUUGGAAACCAUCUGAGAAUAUGCAGUUUUCUAUGAUGGAAAAUUUUACCGGACGGUUUCUUACUGAAGAAUGAGGUGCAUUUUCAUGACAAUCUCAAAUGUAUAUCCUAGGUAAUUAUUGGUGCUAUUUUCUUUUGUAAAUUCUAAAUUAAAAAGCAGAUUACUGACACUAAAAUCCUUAUUUUCCCACAAAGAAGAAGGGAAAUAAUCAUAGUAAUUUGCGUCACUUGUAUUCUUGAUGAAUAACUACUUGACAUUGUGAAUGAAUGCAUAUAUACUUUGCUUCAUGGUCCUAAA
Molecule: messenger RNA, 1341 nt
Organism: Medicago truncatula (barrel medic)
Lineage: Eukaryota; Viridiplantae; Streptophyta; Magnoliopsida; Fabales; Fabaceae
Product: homeobox protein knotted-1-like 6
Exons: 5
Coding region: 168-1118 (316 amino acids)
Biological process (GO): regulation of DNA-templated transcription
Cellular component (GO): nucleus
Molecular function (GO): DNA-binding transcription factor activity, RNA polymerase II-specific; DNA binding
Source: RefSeq, a predicted model, not a curated record